This is a messenger RNA of Diabrotica balteata, 784 nucleotides long. The record is from the annotation of a GenBank genome assembly. Lineage: Eukaryota; Metazoa; Arthropoda; Insecta; Coleoptera; Chrysomelidae.
CCGAUCGUUGGCUAAAUGUAUUGGUUUAUUUGUGUAUUUUGAUUGAUUUGUAUAGCUUAUUCGUAUCCGUAUUGCUGAUUUUUAGGAAACACCCAUCCAAAUGAUUACAAUAGCUAAACCUGCACCAUACAUUCUCAAACCUUAUGCAGGACUAUACAACCCGUUUCCAUCAAACUGUUCCCUUCUUUGCAAUCACCCAACAGAUAUAGAAGCUAAAGAAUUAUUAAACGAUGCCAAAGAGUAUGGGGCUGCUGACAAUAAAAAUAUAUUUAGUGAAAACGGCAAUUUGGAUGUCGAAUUAAAUAUUGGAGGUGAGCAGCUAACACCUACCAAUAUUUAUAUCCCCCAAGUGGAAAGUGUUCCAGAGGAAUUAUUUCGAAGAUAUACAGAAACUGAUUCAAGACCCCAAACACCAGCCCCUACACUAAUAAGUGGGAUUACAAGAUUAACCACUUCCAGAAGAUGCAUUACACCGGAUCCCCUACCAAGCCGACAAGUAAAAGAAAAAACUCAGCUGGUAUUAGAUUUGAGAAGAAGCCAUAGUCAGGAAAAUUUGUCUAUUUAUGGAAGCUCGCCAUUUUAUCAAGAUCCUCCUCUGAUUCGUAUUCAACAAGUACUUAGCAGAUCAGCUAGUCUAGACGACGAAAAACAUGUCGAAUCGCAGAAAUUAACGGCACUAUCGCAUAAAUACUCUACCUCAAAAAGACCGGGAAGUGUGAGAAAAGUGGAAAAGGACAAAGGAGAUAAAUCAGAACAUGUAAGAACGUUUGUAUUCAUGCUGUAG